Molecule: messenger RNA, 1008 nt
Organism: Parathielavia appendiculata
Lineage: Eukaryota; Fungi; Ascomycota; Sordariomycetes; Sordariales; Chaetomiaceae
Exons: 1
Coding region: 305-829 (174 amino acids)
Source: RefSeq, a predicted model, not a curated record
AUAUGUCUUCGGCUUGGCGUGGCUCGAGCAACAUGAGUCACAAUAAGACUCAUAACUCCACUUUAAGCACGAUUAUCGGCCAAGUUUGCUGCUUGACAGUUGACGCACCUUCCUCUCGGUACAGAGAUAUUCAGGGCCAGGGUUAGGGUAUGUGAUGGCUGGCGUUGGUGUUUGGUUUUGCUAAUCCAGUGAAUUGCAAGCUUGGCAUACUUGUCUUUGAGUGCCCCACAGAGGGGCCUUAAUUUAUGGAAGGAGAAGACAUCCAACUUGAAUCAGAAAUGGAGGCUUCAAGCAAGAUGUUUACAUGGAGCUUGAAGUUGGUCGGUUUCUGUGCAACCCGAUCUACGAUUCGCUCCUGCCGUCGGGUUCAACUGCCGGAUCCGAGCCGACCCGACCCCAACAACAUACGCACGAUCUCACCUCAGGCACACUGCGCCACAGGCGUGCAUGCCGCCCAGGUUGUAGUGGAUUCACAUUCAGAUAUCCCAAAGCCGAAUAUGCAAAUGCGGCGGCCCGUGGUGUUUUUGAAUGCACUCGGACAGCUUCAUGGGAUACUGAAUUCAAGAUUGUGCUUGGGCUUUCAUGCCCCAACUUGAAGUCAGCCUUCCCAGGACUGCCUCACCGACGCCGCAUCUUCGACGUUCUGCUGUCUCGUCCGUUCGACAGGCAAUCUGCCACUGCGAGACCAGGGCGACGCCAAUUGGCGACCCGCAGUGGCAGGCGGCUGCCCACUGUCUGGCUCCAGGGCUACGUUCGACACCGAAUCACGCUCCGGGGACCGGGGCGAAGACCAUCAGAUCUGCCCUGUCCGCAGCUGUCAAAACGAUGAAAGGUCGAAACUUGUCCGCAAACGCACCAACCAGGAACUCAUUCGUUCAGCCUCGUCGUCUCGACACGCUUUCUACGUUCUUUACCUGGGGUUUUCUUUCUUCUGAAAACCCUCAUUCACUUGUCAUACGCUUGACAAACAUCGGCUGCGCAUUUCUGACCUUGGCGUCGCACUGCCGG